Messenger RNA from Pocillopora damicornis (cauliflower coral), 1863 nucleotides. Its product is annotated as calcium/calmodulin-dependent protein kinase type 1. Gene Ontology annotation, molecular function: ATP binding; protein kinase activity. Gene Ontology annotation, biological process: protein phosphorylation. NCBI's taxonomy places the organism in Eukaryota, Metazoa, Cnidaria, Anthozoa, Scleractinia, Pocilloporidae. The record is from RefSeq and is a predicted model, not a curated record.
UCUAAUCAACCUUGCUAACAAAAACAAGCAUUGUUUAAGAAGCCAUUAAAAUCUUCAACUGACUCUUACCUGCUAAAAUACAUUGCUCCCUUCGUCGAUCAGGGCAAGCUGAUGUUUCCGUCUUUUCAUAUCAUAGCUCAUAUUUCUAAAUUAGUUUGUGCGGCAAAGAGAGUAAUGAAAGAAUUAUAUUUUGUUAAAUACAUCAUAUUGUCAUUUUUAAGACUGGCGGCUUGUUUACCUAAAUUUCGUUUAAUAAUGCACCGGCCAUAAAGAAAUGCCCUAAUCACGCCUCCUAUAUGACUUUUUCUAAAAGAAACCGAGCGACAUCAUGUUUCCAGUUUCUCAAUUGUUUGCCUUGUCACUUAACUUCUUAAGUACCUACUGACAUAAAGCCAAAAAUUUUGGUUGCACACAUACAAUCGCACUUAAAAACUGCUGAAAUUUAUUAGACAGUUGUGUUCCUCCCGCACGUCCAAUAAGCGAGUCGGCCUCUUCAAAGGAAUCUGAUGAAUGGAUUUAAUUUAUGUUUGUUUGCGCAGUGGACUGUAAUCCAAUCGCAAACAGCACUUUACAUACACCUCCGAUAUUCUUAAGAUUCGAAGCCCAGACUGUGCAUUUUUGUUUUCCAACAGUUUCGUCUCAACGUCAAACAGUAAAAGGUGUUCUUCACCCAACAGUCAUGUACGAAAUUUCAUUCGUUGACGAUGACUCCGAGGAUUUCAGGAUCCAGGACUUGCUGGGCGAGGGUUCUUUCGCUCAGGUUUACAAAUGUGUGGAAACCAAGUCACAAACCGUGUUCGCUCUGAAAGAAUUUGACCAGAAACACAAGGAAUUUGAUGAGAAAACUGUAGAACAAGAGGUACUUGUUUGGACUGAUGUUGUGCACGAGAACAUCGUUCGCUUGUACGCCUCCUUUGCAACAGGAUCUUACAUGUACUUUGUCCUGGAAUACGUGGACGGGGGAAGCCUUUAUAAUCACAUGAUGCAAAGGCACAAAUACAGCGAAAAAGAAGCUGCGAACAUUUUGAAACAGGUACUUGAAGCCCUUCAUUACCUUCACAAGAAACGAAUCGUCCAUCGAGAUGUCAAACCGGAUAACCUACUGAUCAAACAAGUUCCAGAUACCGCUGGCAAAUCCAAACAGCACCCAACAAUCAAGUUAUGUGACUUCGGAUUUGCUUUCAAACUCCCACCUGGUGUUGAGGUCACGUGCUGUCCUCCGCGGGGCGCGCCGAUGUUUUUGGCGCCAGAAACAAUUCUCGACAAUCCAAUUGGUCGACCUGUGGAUAUGUGGUCCACGGGUGUACUUCUUUACCUCUUAGUGGCGGGCUAUCCACCAUUCUGGCACGAUAACAGCGAGAAAAUGUUACUGGCGGCAGUGCGAGGCCAGUUUAGUUUAACUACUCCCACUUGGAACAAAAUUUCUAAGUCCUGCAAAGACCUGGUCAAAUGUAUGCUUGCAGUGCAGACAUCCCAGCGUAUCACGGCUGUCGAGGCUUUAAGACAUCCUUGGUUUUUUAAGUUAUCGGAGUUGGACUCACCACGCCCGCGAAGGAAACACAGUAGUGAGCUGUCGAAAAGUUGUCGGCUGACAGAGAAGCUCAAGUGUACGAUCAGCGAGAUGCACUCAAGCAUGAAGCUGCACCGCUUGGGUCUCGAUCCUUUGAAAGGAAAAUUUUCCCCGCUAUAUCACUCAGCCAUGAAUCUGUCUGAGGUUAGCAGAUGACAGCAGCUGCGUUUGUCUCGUACAGUUAAAUUUGUUCACGCUUAACAGUUCGGCAUCUCAUGACAAUGUUAACAGAUACGUUAAACAUUGGUAUCGAGGUCAGACGUUCUCCCUCCUGGGGAGCGCUACGAAGUCUU